CCCUAUAGUUACGGUCAAGACCUAUGUAGAUAGACAGAUGGGAACCUCCAUUCAGGGGUUAUUUCUACGAGUUGUAGUCUUCAAAUUCAAAAGUGUUGUCAGCCGUAUCCCCCUGUGACGUAUAGAUGAGUCCAAAUUGCGUUUGCGUUAUUACGUUUGCGUUAUUACCAUGGAAGCUGAGGUAGCUAGAAGAGGAGUCGCUAUCACCUGAAUAUUUUCUAAGCGCAACCGGAACGCCGUGAAGACUUGGAGGUGCGGGGCUACUCAAAGUUGUUAUAGCCUGUGUCGAGAUCAUGUGCGUACGCUAUAGCACCUCAACCCGUUUCAUCGGGAUCCGACCCGACUUUGUCAAGUGGUGAUGUAUCAACAAACUGCUUACUUCCUUUUGAAUUCAGCGGGCUGUCAAGGUCAGGUGUAAUGUUCUAAUUUCUUCAGUCAUGUCUUUGGACCUCUCCAUCACUGGGCAUCGCACCUCACUUCCUCAGCACAAGAGCCGCAGUGCUUACCGUUUCAAAGCUGCAAACUCCUAUGUGGAUGAAACUCUCUUUGGAAGCUCAGGAGGGAAACCAGAUCCCAUUAUAAAAUGGAAUACAGCAACUCCGAGACAGAAACCCCUACUUUGGAGCCCAGCAACAAAUACAGAAACAAAUGGCAAUAUCAGCAGUCGGACAAGCUCUACCCCAGGAGGGACCCCCAGGAAAAAGAUUCAGUACAGGGUGAAGAGCCGCUCUCCUUCUUAUUGUGAUGAGACCUUAUUUGGACAGAAAAUAGAGGAUUGUGGUUGGGAAGCCCCCUGGAUAAAGAAGGAAGAUCUUGUGAGACCACGCCCCCUUCUUUGGAGCCCUUCCCCCACAAUAAGACCACAGAACUCCAAGACAGUUACUAAACAACUUCCCCUCAGAGCUGUGCAUCCGCCUGAUGUUUCAGACCAUACUUUUGAAACUUACAAGAGUACAAGAAACUUCUGGAGGCCCCCAGACACUGACACUGACUCUGAGCAGUCUCCAUCUAUGAUGAGCUCAUCACUAAAUACAAAAUCCAACAGGGGUCCGGUUGGAAAAGAUAGUGCACGAUCAGUUAGCACAGGGAGGGUAACUGCCAGAAGAGGAUCGGGAUCCAUUCAAGACAAGCCACCAUGGAAAUGAGACUUGGUUGCAAAGAGAGGGGAAGAGCAGUGCUCACAACUACAUUUUUUUCAUGGUGCUUUAAAGCUGUUAGCACCAGUAAAGACAAAGGAAGAGUCUUGUACUGAGAAGUGGCAUUGCUGUGCUUAUAGAGAGAUCCUUGUAAAGAUAAUUGAGUUUGCCUUGUAUAAUGAGCAUUAUAUUGAUUGAGUGUGCCUUGUUUAGUGAGAAUUGUAUUGAGUCAGUGUGUCUUUAUUUGCCGAGUGUUGUACUGAUGAGCGAACAUGCCCUGUUUGAUGAGCGUUGUAUUGAUGACCGAAUGUGCCUUGUUUGAUGUGUUGUACUGAUGAGCGAGUGUGGCUUGCUUGAUGAGUGUUGUACUGAUGAAUGAGCGUGUCUAGUUUGAUAAGCCUUGUUUGAUGAGCGUCAUACUGAUGAGUGAGUGUGCCUUGUUUGAUGAGCGUGCCUUGAUUGAUGAGAGUUGUACUGAUGAGUGAGCGUGCCUUGUUUGAUGAGCGUGCCUUGAUUAAUGAGAGUUGUACUGAUAAUCGAGCGUACCUUGUUUGAUAAGCAUCGUACUGAUGAGCGUACCUUGAUUGAUAAGCUUCGUUGUGCUGAUGAGCAAGCGUGCCUUGUUUAAUGAGUUGUACUGAUGAGUGUGCCUUGUUAGAGCAUUGUACUGAUGAGUAAGCAUGCUUUGAUUAAUAAGUGUUGUACUGAUGAAUGAGCGUGCCUUGUUUGAAGAGUGUUGUACUGAUGAGCCAGCGUGUCUUGAUUGAUGAGCAUUGUACUGAUGAGUGAGUGUGCCUUGAUUGAUGAGAGUUGUACUGAUGAGCGAGCAUGCCUUAUUUGAUGAGCGUGCCUUGAUUGAUGAGUUGUACUGAUGAGCGAGCGUGCCUUGUUUGAUAAGCGUUGUACUGAUGAGCGAACGUGCCUUGUUUGAUGAGCGUUGUACUGAUGAGUGUGCCUUGUUAGUGUUGUACCUAUGAGUAACCAUGCUUUGAUAAAUGUUGUACUGAUGAACGAGAGUGACUUGUUUGAUGAGCAUUGUACUGAUGAGUAACCAUGCUUUGUUUGAUAAAUGUUGUACUGAUGAGCGAGCGUGAUUUGUUUGAGCGUUGUACUGAUGAGUCUGCCUUGUUUGAUAAGUGUCAUACUAAUUAGCAAGCGUACCUUGUCUGAUGAGUGUUGUACUGAUGAACGAGAGUGACUUGUUUUAUGAGCGUUGUACUGAUGAGUGUGCCUUGUUAGUGUUGUACUUAUGAGUAACCAUGCUUUGUUUGCUAAAUGUUAUGCUGAUGAGUGUGCCUUGUUUGAGCGUUGUACUGAUGAACGAGUGUGCCUUGUUUGAUGAGCGUUGUACUGAUGAGUGUGCCUUGUUUGAUAAGUGUCAUACUAAUUAGCAAGCGUGCCUUGUCUGAUGAGUGUUGUACUGAUGAGCGAGAGUGCCUUGUCUGAUGAAUGUUGUACUGAUGAGCGAGCGUGACUUGUUUGAUGAGUGUUGUACUGAUGAGUGAGCGUGACUUGUCUGAUGAAUGUUGUACUGAUGAGCGAGAGUGCCUUGUCUGAUGAGUGUUGUACUGAUGAGCGAGCGUGACUUGUCUGAUGAAUGUUGUACUGAUGAGCGAGCGUGACUUGUUUGAUGAGUGUUGUACUGAUGAGUAAUUGUGCUUUGUUUGGUGAGCGUUGUAUUAAUACAUAAGUGAGCUUUGCACCUACAUUUAUUAUUUUAUGUUUUUUACAUGAGAGAGAAGGUUUUUGAAAGCUAUAUUAAAGCGAAUCUAUUAAAAAACAUAAAUUGUUUAAAAAGAGCUUUUGUAAUCAGGUCAGGGUUUUUCUUUAAAUGUAUCCAUUCUUUGUGAACGGGUGUCCACUCUGUAUUGCCAAUGACUACUACGUGCUUGGCAUAAUAUGGGAGAUUGGGUAAAGUCUGCUUUAAGAUAACUACAGAAGCAUACAGGGCAUGCAGACAGGCAGUAAGGCAUAGAGUGACUGCUGCAACCACAAUAAGUAUUUUACUGAAUACAGUACAUAUAUCAUUCAGGGGUGUAAUAGUUGUAUUAACAAUUGUAAAAUUAUUGUGUUGUGCUGAAAGUUGUGGGUUCUCUGUACUGAGGGUGCGAGAGAGCACAACAUACUGAUAGUUCAAGGGUGAACCUCAUUUCUGCAUUUCAGAAGGGAUAGAAAAUUCUGUUUCAUGAGAACCCAGUGUCUUUUACAGAGACUCAUAAAGUUAUUUGUACAAAUGACCGAUUUAGAGGUCACAUAGAGUGCCUUGCAUGGUUACUGUUUAAUUGAGCUGUAUAAAAGUGCCUUACUUAGCAAGAACUUGAUUAGGAGGUGUGAGCUUGCUGUAGCCAGUUACCAAGUUGUAGUAAAAGGUGUCUUGCACAAGAGUAUUGUGAGAGUGCUUACAGGUGUGACUGUGACUUUGUGUGUGUUUCUUCAGUUGCCAGCAAAUAGAGGAUGUAGUGAAUAUGUCAAACAGUGAAUGAUGAUGGGUGUUAGGGGUCCUUGCACAUUAAGAACCAUUUAGUGUGUGGUAUUGUGCCUUUCAUUGUAAAAUGUAAGCAUGUCUUGUAUUAGAGAGUGGCUAGAUACCUAUGUUAUAGAGAGAGGUUCUGUGUUACUUUAUUGCUUUAAUUAAAGGGAUACUGAACCCAAAUUUUUUCUUUCAUGAUUCAGAUAGAACAUGCAAUUUUAAGCAACUUUCUAAUUUACUCCUAUUAUCAAUUUUUCUUCAUUCUCUUGCUAUUUUUAUUUGAAAAAGAAGGCAUCUAAGCUAAGGAGCCAGCAAAUGUUUGGUUCAGAACCAUGGACAGCCCUUUUUUUUUGGUGCUGUCCAAUCUGCAAGGACAACCCAGGUUGUUCACCAAAAAUGGGCCGGCAUCUAAACUUACAUUCUUGCUUUUCAAAUAAACAUACCAAGAGAAUAAAGAAUAUUUGAUAAUAGGAGUAAAUUAGAAAGUUGCUUAAAAUUGCAUGCUCUAUCUGAAUCACGAAAGAAAAAUUUGGGUUCAGUGUCCCUUUAAAUUAUAGUUCUUUAUUCUUCUUACAUCUGAAUUUCUCUCACCACGAUUGAGUGACCUUAUACAUUUUGCAUUUUUCCUUCUUGUCUGUCCUUUAAAAUGCACUUAUACUUUCCCUGAGCUUAUGCUUUUGUAUUAUGUAAAUGAAAGUGACCUGUAUUCAUGUUUGGUACCUCUUUUUGAAAUGUAUUUUAUUGUUAAGCUGAAUCCCCAAGUCUGAGAUAUUAUCUAAAUUUACUUGACAUUAAAGAGGCAUUUUGAA
Messenger RNA from Bombina bombina (fire-bellied toad), 4415 nucleotides. RefSeq names its product RBPJ interacting and tubulin associated 1 (gene RITA1). The coding region runs from base 438 to 1145 and encodes 235 amino acids. The transcript is spliced from 4 exons. NCBI's taxonomy places the organism in Eukaryota, Metazoa, Chordata, Amphibia, Anura, Bombinatoridae. Gene Ontology annotation, cellular component: cytoplasm; nucleus. The record is from RefSeq and is a predicted model, not a curated record. Gene Ontology annotation, biological process: negative regulation of Notch signaling pathway; nuclear export; Notch signaling pathway. Gene Ontology annotation, molecular function: tubulin binding.